Molecule: messenger RNA, 1392 nt
Organism: Plasmodium gaboni
Lineage: Eukaryota; Apicomplexa; Aconoidasida; Haemosporida; Plasmodiidae
Source: the annotation of a RefSeq genome assembly
AUGAGAAAUUUGUCUAACUCAUAUUCAAAAUUAUAUAACAAAUAUGUACCCAUAUAUUCUCUCUUUGAUAACAAUAGGAACAAAUCUGUAUUAUUAAAACGUUUAAAUUGUAAUAUAAUAAAUUUUAAUGAAAAGUUUUUUGAAAUAAAUAAUUUGAGUAAUACAUAAAAUAAUGGAAUUAUAUAUGAUAAGGUAUCAAAUGAUUUGUUUAAUAUGCGUGAAAACUAUUUUGGGAAUUUUAAUAAUGAUAAUAUAUCAAAAAGAUCAAUUAAAUCUAAAAGAGAUGUAAGAUCUAAGGAAUCCAACAUAUUUAAAAAUGUAGGAGAAUGUAAAUUUGCAGGUAGAACAAAUAAAGUAAUUGAAUCUGAUAUAUCAAGUACAAUGAUGUUAUCUUUAGAAACAAUUAAUACAAAUAUAAACGAAACAACACUUAAGGUAUUUAAAAAAAAAUGUACAAAAAAUGUAGAGAGGAAGAAAAUGAAUACAUGUAAGAUAAGUCAAAGAGUUCAUGAUAUAAAUGAAUCAAGAAAAAACGACCUAAAAAUAUAUAUGUCAACGAACUCAAAUAAUAUAUUAGUUGAAAAUGAGAAAAAUAAUUUAUCUGAAUCUUUAGAAAAAUAUUGGGACGAUCAUAUGAAGGAAAAUGUUUUUUUUUUUGGAUGAAGAGAAAGAUACACAUCAUAUAGGAAAGAACCUGGUGAUGAAAACGAACAUAAAAAAGAAAUGAUUAUGUGGAAAAAAAAAAAAAACGAUUUUGAUAAAAAAAGAAAAAAAACAAAAGUUUCAUCUCCUGAUAACAAAUUUGAACAUCCAGACACAACAUAUUAUGAUAUAUUAAAUAUAACUCCAGAUACAUAUUCAAAUGAAAUAAAAAAUAAUUAUUAUAAAUUAGGUUUAGAGUAUCAUCCAGACAAAAAUCCACGAAAUGAUGAACCAAAAAUAAAAUUUCAAAAAGUGAAUGAAGCAUAUCAAAAUUUAAGUGAUAAAGAAAAAAGAGCUGAAUAUGAUAGUAUAGGUAUGCAAUGUGUUGAUGACGUGACUUUAAUUGAUCCAUCUCUUUUAUUUAUGAUGUUGUUUAGUUCUGAAAAUUUAUGUGAUUAUAUUGGAGUGUAUGAUUUAACAUAUAUGUUUAAUUUUAUAAUGAGAUCAAUGAAUAAAGGACAUGCCAAUGGGAUUAUAUUUAAUAUGUUUGGAUGUAUGAAUAAGUUUUUUGAUAAAUUUAAGAAAAAUCAAGAAAACAGAGAAUUUGAUUUGUCAGUUUCUUUAAAAUAUAGAUUACAAAUAUAUAUGGAAAAUGAAAUAAUGGGUGUAGUUGAAUCGAAAUGUUCAUGCUAUAUUAUAGAAUCUGGGAGAUGGAUAUAUGAGAAUGUAGCAAAAUGUUAUAUAUAUUAA